This is a messenger RNA of Pogona vitticeps (central bearded dragon), 1992 nucleotides long. The record is from RefSeq and is a predicted model, not a curated record. Lineage: Eukaryota; Metazoa; Chordata; Lepidosauria; Squamata; Agamidae.
AGGUGGCAGAUUCUCCGAGCAGGCGAGAGAGAGAGAGAGAGAAGGAGAAAGGUUUCUUCGGACAAUGAAACCAUAGAGCCGGCGAAGGGGAGAGCGGCUCCCUCCACCGCAGCGGCCUCGGGCAGCCGCUCUGCCUCGCUGGGCGCUGAGGGGGCUCUAUGGUGCGCGGUGUGAGGGGUUUUUUUCCAGCAACGGCCGGACGGAGGAGGAGGCCUCAGCCGCGGAGAGGGGGGGGGGAAGAGCCAGACAUCAUAAAGAUGCCAAUUGCUAAAGGAAGGACUGUUUCUCACUACUGUGAGUGAACUGGGCUACCCACUGUUCCUUUGUCAGUGACUGGAUUUCAGCCUCCAAGUCAGGAAGUCGUCUUAAACCCUCUGCAGCAGCUGGCCUUGAGGGAGCCCCACCUGCAAAUUGCUCAUGGCCCUGAAGGCAGAAGCUCCACUGGUGGACUACAUCGAGGUCUCUUCCUCCGUUUUACGCUUCAAGGAGAAAGAAAAGGUGGGGGCAGAUUCUCUGCUGCCCGUCCGUGUUCCCCUCAAGCGGGAUCGAGCCCAUGCAAACCUCAUGGAUGAAGGGGAAGGACUGGUUCAAGACACAGUUGCCAGGGAUAACCAAGAAGAACCAGAUGACACCUGGAGGCAGGAGUACUUAAUAGGUGAGAGCUCUGGACACAGCCGUCUGGUGUGCAUGGUAUGCGGUGGAACCUUGAACGCGUCAGGCCCAGCAGCGGCUCGGAAACACAUCCUGCAGCACCAUGCCCAUUCCUUGGACUUCAGCCUGGAAGAAAAAUGCAACAUUCUGGAAGCUUGGAGCGAAGGAGCCGUCCUUCCCAACGUGGAGUCACAAAAGUCUCCUAAAGGCAGUCCUGACAAGAGUAAGCGGCCAGCUGAAAUCGAAGUCCUCCUUGAUUCGGAGGAGCAGCCAUCUAGUCGGAAACGUGGGCACCCGAAAGCGCGCAGUGAGGGGGCACGCUCCGACACCGAGCGGCGAUCGCAAGGGCGGCAGAGGCAGCACAGCUUGGGCAGCGUGAAAGACACGAAGAGCAAGGAGCCCAGCAAAGUGGCUGGGAAGGAAUGGCUCUCUGAGUGCGGCGUACCCGGUUCAGCUCCGGCAGAAAUCCGAAUAUUCACCGAUGGUACCUUCCCGGCUGGCUUUGCCUUAAAACUGUAUUGCCAUUCUCAGCCAGAACCACCUCAAGACUCUGGAGUGAAGGCAAGGAAGCAAACCGUGGAUCGCAACUGCUCUGUGUCUUUGCUGCGACUUCACUCCACAGAUUCUGCCCGGCACCUCUGCCCAAGCCAGGAUGUCGCCUCGUGCCCCCUUGGCAACUCUGCCAGGAGCAAUGCCAAAGACUGUGGUGCCAGAUCAAGCCGGCGGGUGGUGAAGGCGGGCAAGGAAGAUGCCCCCCUUCUGGCCAAGGGGUUCAACCCCGCCUGGAGAGCCCGCUUCCUUAUGGACUUUGACGCCACUACCGGCCACUUGAUGUGUAUGGUCUGCGAGUCCCCACUCAGGCAGGUCGGCCUGGCCACGGUCAAGCAGCACAUUCUCCAGUGCCACGCCGAGACCCUCCAUCUGCCCCGGGAGGUCCGCCGCACCAUCCGUGAAGUCUGGGAGAGUCGGGGCCAGUCUUCCAUGCAAGCCCCAAGGAAGUGAAAGGCUGGCUGUUCACCCUUUACCCCACCACCACCACCACCACUGUGGGGCAGCCUCGUUUCAACCUGCUUCCCUCUUCCCACGUUUUCACUCUCCACCCAGUGGCCACGUUGGCUUGGGGACCAUGGGUGCUGUAGUCUAGCCAAGCUGAAGGGAGGCACCAGGCUGGGAAAGAUUGACAGUGUGGUCUGUGAGAGAGAAUUAGCCACCCCAGACCUGCAGUGGUUUGCAGCUGGAUGGAGAAGGAUUACCGUGUUCAGUUCUAACUUGGGUUCAGUCCUUCACCUGUUUAGAUGCCCCCUUCCAGAGACUGACAAUUUCUUCCAUUGGUUUGUCAUC